AUGAGAGGUAGGCGCUUUGCACCGCGCGGGGCUGUCGCGCGCCAUCGACCGCGCGCAAAAAAGCCGCGCCGGGCAGAGAGUUCGUGGCGCGGAGCGGGCGGCGGAGGCGGCGUAAUUAGAAAUGUGCAUGUGGGCGAGCUGCGGGCUGCCAUCUGUCACGGGACCCGGGACGCUUCGCCCGGAAAGCGAAUCACGAAUCAAUUUCCCGGCUUCGUGUUUGCUUUUUACUCCGGGCAUCUCCGUCGGCGACUCGACUCGACGCGGCCACUCCGAACCCACGCCGUGAUUUCGGAGAGUUCAAGCGUCACCGCUAGGAGUCGUAGCGUAUGGCAUGAAUGGGAUGAGAUCGAAAUAAGAGGAGGGGCGGGGAGAGACGAAUUGGAGCGAAGCAAACUGCGAAGAAAUCUGAGAGUGGAAGCACCAUCUCUGAAAACGAAAGGUGAUGAAAACAGUGGUUUUGCCCGGCAAGGGCGGCGAGCAUCAGCGGCAGCAGGAUGGUUGGGGUGGCCGGGUGCGGCGGGGGCGACGGGGGCGACGGGGGCGGCGGCGAAAGCGCUCGCUCGGCGGAUCUCUAAUGGAUUCGGGCGCUCUCCUCGGGGAAGCCGGUCUGAGAGGCGGGCGGCGGCGGCGGCGGCGGCGGGGGAUUGCCCCUCGUCACGACACGCGCCGCGCCGAGCUGCUGCCCAUCGGCCGGCGCCUCGCGGCUCUGCCACGGCCAGGCCCACAGCGCCGGCGCCCGGGAACGCGAGGCUGCUUUGCAAACUCCUCGGCUUUCCUACUUUCUGCUAG
Messenger RNA from Gryllus bimaculatus (two-spotted cricket), 789 nucleotides. NCBI's taxonomy places the organism in Eukaryota, Metazoa, Arthropoda, Insecta, Orthoptera, Gryllidae. The record is from the annotation of a GenBank genome assembly.